Messenger RNA from Gadus chalcogrammus (walleye pollock), 4591 nucleotides. Its product is annotated as RING finger protein 122-like. Gene Ontology annotation, cellular component: endomembrane system. The transcript is spliced from 7 exons. NCBI's taxonomy places the organism in Eukaryota, Metazoa, Chordata, Actinopteri, Gadiformes, Gadidae. The coding region runs from base 322 to 795 and encodes 157 amino acids. The record is from RefSeq and is a predicted model, not a curated record. Gene Ontology annotation, molecular function: zinc ion binding; ubiquitin protein ligase activity.
GUACCGUGUUCCCUUAAGCACAAUGUGCCCUCGGCGAGACAGGACCCGAUCGAGCAGCAGACUACAGUGUUUUACAAAACCCACUGCACUUCUGGUGAGGAGGAGACGUCAAUACAACGACACAGAGAGAGAGACAGAUGUCGUCUUGGCCGCAUCCCAUGUCUUGUGAAAUCGAAACAUUGCUUUUGGUUUUGGAUCGUCACAAUCAUCGUCACACCUCGAAAGUCUUGCGCUGUAGUACAAUUAGCAGGACAUCUAUAAAGUAUUCUUGAGGAAUUGCAGUGUUUACACUCGUCACCUCGGGACAACUUGCUGGUUUAUAUGCAUCCCGUCAAGUGGUGCAGUGGGUGUCUUUGUGGAUCUGGAAUGCAAAGCUCAGACCUCAAAUGCAACAUGACUACAGAAGACUUCUAUCACCUGCCCCUCAACAUCUAUGUCAUUAUCCUGGGCAUAGCCCUCUUCGUCUUCAUGCUCAGCCUCAUCAUCUGCUGCUACAUGUUCAGACUACGACGACAAAGCUCUAGAGAACAGUAUGGAUAUAAUCAGGUCGUUUUGAAAGAAGCAGGAAAUAAACUCCAGCUUAUUGGUCAAAUGUGCGCCGUAUGCUUGGAAGAAUUCCGCAGCCGUGAUGAACUCGGAGUGUGUCCCUGUUCCCACGCCUUCCACAAGAAGUGUCUGCUGAAGUGGUUUGAGAUCCGCAGCGUCUGCCCAAUGUGCAACAAGCCCAUCUCCCGCCUUCUGCCUGAGGCCUCAGUGCAGGGAACCCAGGCGCCCCAAGACCCCCCCGAGGUCUGAUUGGAAGGAAAACAUUUUUUUUAUUACCACACAGAUAGGCCAGUGAAAGCCGUGUUUUUUUGGUGUUCACCACAUCCGUAGGACUCCAGUGUAAUCGAGUAGGAACAGAACUCUUAUGUGCGAUGAUCCACAUAAGACAAUCAUUCAGAGGGUGCAUAUGAUGACAUGUUGAACUUUGAGGAGUUGUAAAGAGGUGUGUUCAAGUUUGAGGCGCUUGCUCGUGGAUAGAAAGUUCUUUCAAGGCAAUCUCUGUCUCAUCCCUGAAGUAACCUUUCUCUACUCCCUGGAGUCAGGAGCUGGAAUAGUGAUGAUCUGGGUGGAGAGGGUGGGGUUUGGCCCAUCGCCCUCCUUCACCCAGAGACUCAGAGACUCCAGCCAUGUGUGGGAAUGGUGUAUUCCCAAUUGACUUCCCUCCCCUCCUGAUUCUCACUCCUCUAACAUCAAUGACAGGGCCCGGAGAGGCUGGCUCUGCCCAAAAGAGCCCAACCAAAGACCAAAGGAGAAGAGGAGGCCUAUAGGGAAUGUGACGUGCCAUGUUAACAAGUCCCUGCUUCUGUGGGUCUGUUGAUCAGUAGUAUGCGGCUGCGAUAGAGGAGGCUGCAAUUUAAGAACUACUUUCUUUCAAGGUAGUACUUAUAGUUUCCAAACCACUUGUAGUUGUACAGGUUUAUUCAAUAUUCUACUGAAACUGCAGCUUCCUCUGUCGCAGAAACAUACUGCUCGUGUUGGUUCUGUCUCACAAGAUGGCGCCCGGCAGUAACUAGACAUUCCCUAUACAGAUAUUUACCGAACAUUGUUACACUGAUCAUGGCUUCACAAGGAGUGAUUGGGUCUAUAUUGUGUCUGCAAUAUGUCUCGGCAUCAUUGGCAGGUUCCCUCCAAUAAGCAACAAAGAGUCACGGUUUACACAAACUAUCCCUAAAGGCAGCAUAAAGACUCAACUAGGUUACAAGGAUGGAUGUAAUGGUGUUUCAUUGGAUUGUCAUGAACUGUCAGGUGAAAACUUCUUCAAAAAACCCAACACCAGCUAUUCAAAAAAAAGAAAGACAUCAACUCCUGCUUUUGCCUCUGGGGUGAAGGCAUGUAUACAGCAAUGAGACUGAGAGUUUAAAGGACUAUUAACUUGACUUCCAAAAAAAAAACUGGGAUAGGGGUUAAAUUCUUGUUUGGCCGGUUGGUUAAUGGGAACACCUGUAAGCACUGCCACAUGUUUCACUCACUACAGGGUUUGGAAUAUAGAAGGAAAUAUAGUCAAUGAAUAUGGUUGAAUAAACAUAUAUAAUUUUAAGUUAUUUCUAGAGGUUUUGUAUCAUAAAUUGCUUUUAAUAAAGUGGGUAUUACUAAAAAAUAUUUUGGCAAUUAAAUGUGAUUCAUCUGUAUACCAACCAGUGACUCUUUAUAUAAAAGGAGUCACAGGUUAGUAAUUGUAUGUUUAAAGUUGAGGUUGAAAAUCAUUGGCAAACUUGCUGAAGGAUCAUUUGCUGUAAACAAAGAUCUUGAUUGAUUCAUUUAGUUGUUGAAAGAAUGACUAGAUGGUUAGAGGGCAUUUUAAAAGCUCACACCCUAAUAAGUUAUUUGAUUUUCAAUCAAACAAUACACCUUGUAUUUGUAGAAUUGCAUGCAAUUAAAGGGUAUCGAUUUUUCAGCCUUGAGAUGGUUGUUACAAUGGACCGUGUUCAGAUAAAGCCAAAUGUUUUCCGGUAGAUUUUAUCGGUGGUUACACCUCAUCUGCUGCACUAAGAACCCAGUUGUGGAUAUUUGGUGGGUGGGGAAAGAAUGCCAAUUAUACCUGCUCAGACCUGCUGUAGUAUCAGCCCUGUAUUAUUAUGGGGCGUCAUGUGCCUGAAGGGUGUGUCCUAGCAAUGUGCUGAAGAGAUCCUUGACUGUCUAUCCGGGAUAUACCACGUAAACUCAGAGUGGGAUACGCAUUUGCUGAGGACAGAUUUAAUUUAGGCUAAUAUCUGUUAUGUCUGUCAUGUCUGAGUUUGGACAAAAGUUAUACCCUUUAGUGAACUCAAAUCUAUGAAGCAUCAUAAUUGUAACUUGUAGGGUUGUUACUGGGGUUUUCCUUGUAAAAAACAAGACAAAACUAAACAAAUAUCUUCAGGAGCCAGCCACCCCACCCAAACCCAUACUGGAUGGCACUGUAAGCUGUAGAUUUUGGUUGCAAUCCAGGUGUCUGACAAGGAAAAAUAAAUGUCCAACUUCAACCCAAAGGGGAAUUCCCUCUUGGCUAAGAGGCUGGUAAAUAAGGAGAUUACCUGGGCUACACUAUUCACAUAGACCAAAACCCAUUCAUUAAUGGCAAAGACAAAAUAGUUUGAUGUGACAAUAGCAUGAUAUGCCGAUCUGAUAUGCCACUCUAUGCCAGUGGUAACAACUUUUAUCCUUAGGUGUACCACUGAAUGGUCAUCAAGACCUUUUUUGGAUCAGCUCAUAUAGGAAUGCUCAAAAAGGUGGUUAGAAAAUUAAGCAACACUGCUUGGUGUGUUCUGCUGAAAAAAUGCCAGUGGAAAACAUGGGAUGAAAUGCACGCUAAUCCAUAGCGACACUAUUAUUUGAAAUAAUAAGUCAUAAUACUUUAUUUACUGAACAAUAUUUAUGAGAUAUUUAUUAUCAAUUAUCUAUGUUAUCAUUUGUAUAUUAUUGUAAAUGUCUGUCUUUCAAGAAUAACAUUUGACACACCACAUUUGGUACCCUCUCCCACCCUGGUAGAGUGGUUCCAGAGUGGUAGGCUACCACUGGUUGAAUAGCGCUGCUCUAGACUGGCAUAGUGAAAGCUAUUAAGGUUUAAAGGAGACAUAUUAUGGUGUUUUCCCAACAAGUAAACAUAAUAUAUGAGUUCCAGAAAACAUGUUUUAGAAGCUGUUUGCUGGAAAUAUCUCACCCACCACUAUUCCCCUCUGUUUCCGUCCCUUCAGAAUGCGCUGUUUCUGGUUUCUGUAGCUUUAAUGCAAAUGAGCUGCUGCCAAUUGACCAAUGAGCUGUCACAGUGAACCACAGCAUGGAGGAGAAGUGAUUGUUGCCGUUUGCGGACUCCUGGAGCUCUAUAUAUAUUCUAUAAUAUAAUAAUAAUAAUAAUAAUAAUAUGAUAUUAUAUAUAGGUAUUUAUAAAAUAUAUCUAACAUCACCGCCAAAAGCUAUGUGUGCCUCGGAUGAUAUUAUGAAUCAUAAAGACUGCGUCUGACGUCUCUGGUACUUCCACAACAAGUAAAGACUCGUAGUGGGGAUUAUGUCGGCCAUGGUUGAGAAGAAUUGGGGGAAAGGAACUUUGGCCUUGACUCUCUGAAGUCCAAAUGAAGCGUGACAUGGAGGAGAAAGGGAUUGUACUCCGGGAGCUGAGCUGCCGGACUGCUGCCGAGCUCCCCCCGCCGGAGCUGCCAGAUUGCCGCCGAAGCUUCGGCGUUCAGUGGAGCAUGGCAUGGCUUUUUCAACGGUGCGUGCACAGUUAAUAAUUUGAGAGGGGUCUGGCUGCAGACAUCCACCCACACGCUCCAGACAUCCACCCACAGAACUUCCGCUGCAGACAUCCACCCACAGAAACAUCCACCAGCACACCGGAAAUUGCAAAAAUAAAUAAAUGUCGUUUUGCACUGCGCAAGCGCGAGUUGCAAAUUCUAUUGCCAACGUGUAAAAGGGACGGGACUGCACGAAGCUAUGUGACACGUUCGGUUCAGCUGCACUUGGAGGUUAUGGUAGGUGACUAUUCACCUUAUUCUUCAUGUUUAACCUCUGUUUUUCUUUUAUUCCUAGUCUGUCUUACAUAGUUUUGAUAGGGCAAUAUGUAAAGCGUCUU